CUUAAUGCCAACAUAAUGACAAAAACUGGAUGUGACGUCACUCUAAGUCAAGAUAUACGGAAAUCAGAAAUGGCUGCGAUGGGUAGUGGACGAGGGACGAUGGAUUCCCAAAAUCAAGUGCAAAGUGAUAAUGUAGAUCGUUUAAAAUUGCUUUAUCCUAAUGUGAACGAAGAUGAGACACCGCUGCCAAAAUCAUGGAGCACGAAGGACAAAUUCAGCUACAUCGGUCUAUCACAGAAUAAUCUAAGAGUGCACUACAAAGGUCAUGGCAAAACCCACAAGGAUGCAGCCAGCGUACGUGCGACACAUCCCAUCCCAGCCGCUUGCGGGCUCUACUACUUUGAGGUCCGCAUCGUGUCGAAGGGACGAGAUGGCUACAUGGGCAUCGGCCUGUCGGCUCAUGGCGUCAACAUGAAUAGACUGCCCGGCUGGGACAAACACUCAUACGGUUACCAUGGCGACGACGGACAUUCCUUCUGUUCGUCCGGAACGGGGCAACCUUACGGUCCUACCUUUACGACUGGCGACGUCAUCGGCUGUGGAGUGAACCUUGUCGACAAUACCUGCUUUUAUACAAAGAACGGACACCAUCUUGGUAUCGCCUUCAGAGGACUUCCGGUGCGUGUGAUGGCCAAUCUAUAUCCGACUGUGGGACUUCAGACGCCUGGUGAGGUAGUUGACGCAAACUUUGGGCAGCAGCCGUUCGUAUUCGACAUUGAAGAUAUGCUGCGAGAGUUGCGUGCGCGCACGCGUCUCGCAAUUGACGAAUUCCCACUACCCGAUGAGCAGGGCCAGUGGCAGCAGGUGCUUCACAGAAUGGUGUCAUCAUAUUUGGUACACCAUGGAUACUGUGGAUCAGCUCAAUCCUUCUCCCGCGCCACAGGCCAACAUAUACACGAGGAUAUCGCCUCAAUCAAAAAUCGACAACGGAUAUCUUCGUUGGUGCUAAGCGGGCGUAUCGGCGAGGCGAUAGAGAGCACACGGCGUUGGUAUCCGGGACUCUUGGAGAGAGAUCCAGACCUACUCUUCCUCCUAAAGUGCCGCCAGUUUGUUGAGAUGGUCAAUGGCACGGCUGAUGAUGCACAGCAAUGCGGUGGGACCAACCACAAUGGCGUGGCGACGUCGGUGAUAUCUCACACCUCGAGGGCGCAUUCGCCCUCCUCUGACCACCACACUCACAACGGCCUCCAUACUAAUGGGGUGACAGAUAUAGAACAGAAACAAAAUUGUGAUGUAGAAAUGGUGCCGGCGCCACCCGCUACGGAUUCGGCCGAUUCACCCAACGGUGAGAUCGACGGUCCGGAGCCAGUGAAAGGCAUGCCGGGCGUCACCGCGUGCGUCGCCGCCCUGCUAUCGCCGCGCCGGUUCGAAGGUGAAGCUUGCCGCGUAAGCGUGGAACGUAUGCUCUCGUUCGGACGAGAGCUGUAUGCCAUGAGCCAGAAGUUGUCACAGGACCAUUUCCACAAGUCAAUGCUAGAGGAUGCCUUUAGCCUGUUAGCUUAUAGCAACCCAUGGGACAGCCCGCUGGGCUGGCAAUUAGAGCCGGUGCGCCGCGAGGCUGUCUGCGAAGCGCUCAAUUCCGCUAUACUGGAGUUCCAAGGCAUGCCGUGGAUAUCGCCGGUGGAAGCGUGCGUGUCGCACUCCCGUGAGCUCCUCCGGCGUAUGGCGCGAGCGUCCCUCGGCGCCUGUGCCUUCGCCGACCUUCCCGCACUUCUGCGCCGCUGACCCCCGCGCGCCGCGACCCGCGCUCCCCGCCCCCACCGUCAUCGCCACUGAUGUUGUCCCUUUCGAUCGAAUCAUUUACAGCUUAACGGAGUGAGACGAAUAUAUCGUAAGCGUUUUGUUUUUGUCUCCUUACGGAUUAUUUAGCGGAGUGAGACAUCGUGCCCCUGUUUGGAAUCGUUUUACAUUGUAUCUCUUGUUUAUGGAGUGCCGACAAAUGACCAAAGUACUUACGCUUUUCAUUUUGAUAGUUGAUUUUAUCGUGUCCUGACAAAAAUUAAAAUUGCGGUGAGCUUAAAUUGCAGUGGUCGGUGCGAACGAUAUGGACGUUACUAGCGGGUGUGCUCGUUAAUCGGAGGUGGUAAACGAUAUCACUUCCGACUUUAAUACAUAGAUAUAUUAUAGAAUAUAAAUAUUAAUAUAAAUCGGUAACGCGGGGCACUACUUAUGUUAUACGAUAGCGAGCACUUACAUAGUCAUUGUAUGGUAUUCAUGUACGAUCGCCCUGUUUUUGAUUUUGUAUAUGGAUUUGUGAUUCAUCAAAUGUAUUUGUCUACGUAACACGCAGAUAAAAAAAAAUAAUAAAUGUUCUAAAAUGCUUGUUACAAUGAAGACGCGUUUUGUGGAAUUAUGUAUGGCCUACGAUUGGUUGCAAUGUACAAUAGGCAGUAGCGUGGGUUGUAGGGUUUAUAAGACUUAUAGUGCCGCCGCUUAAACCUAACUUUACCGAGCUUUUUGUUGGCCAAUUAAUUGGAAGCGAGUGAGCGGCCGCCCGUAUGUGUUCAUUACAAUUUUUCCAAUACCUAAAUCAAUUCGAAAGUCAAUCAAAUUUAUAACUUAGCCUGUUUUAACAAACAC
Messenger RNA from Pieris napi, 2580 nucleotides. RefSeq names its product ran-binding protein 9 (gene RanBPM). Gene Ontology annotation, biological process: cytoskeleton organization; cell surface receptor signaling pathway. The coding region runs from base 16 to 1725 and encodes 569 amino acids. The transcript has 12 exons. Gene Ontology annotation, cellular component: cytoplasm. Lineage: Eukaryota; Metazoa; Arthropoda; Insecta; Lepidoptera; Pieridae. Gene Ontology annotation, molecular function: protein binding. The record is from RefSeq and is a predicted model, not a curated record.